GAAGCGAAACCGGGGAGGAGAAGGGAGGCAAAGCGAGGCGAGCCCAUCCAUGGAGCCGGGCUACUGGGCCCACCAGCUGGGCAACGCCGCUGCCCGGGGGGACGUGCAGGCCGUGCGGAUGCUGCUGGAGAGCGGGACCGACCCCAACGCGGUGAAUUUCUACGGCAGGACCCCGAUCCAGGUGAUGAUGAUGGGGAGCCCUCAAAUUGCAGCACUGCUUCUGGAGGCAGGGGCCAAUCCCAACAGGCCAGACCCCUCUUCCGGCUCCUUCCCAGCCCAUGACGCUGCCCGAGGGGGCUUCCUGGACACCCUAAAGGUGCUGCAUCAAGGAGGUGCCCACUUGGACUUGCCUGAUACCCAAGGCCACCUCCCCAGAGACUUAGCCCAAGAAGAGGGGCACAGCCACGUGGUCCAGUUCCUCUUGGGCCAAACUUGAUCUCUACUUCUUCAUGGAAGACUCUACAAGGAACCUUGCACACAGCCAUAUAACCCAGAAUAUCAAGGCAGAUAAUCCACAAUAUCUGCUUUGAACUGGGUUAUCUGAGUCCGCACUGCCAUAUGAUCCAGCUCUAUGUGGAUUUUAUACAGCUAUGUAGAAGGGGCCAAGAGAGAGCAAUGGAGAUCACCCCCUCUAGAAGUGAGGCAAUGGAUGAAGCUAUUGCACUAUAUAGAACCUUUGGCUGGCCCAUGACUGCACUGUACUUGCUUGACUCUCUCCUCUGCUGGAAGAAGCCUUUAUCCAGCAGUUCCCAAUCUUUGGUUUGGGGCCAUGAUUCUGAAACUCUGGUCUUCCAAGUCUUUUGGACCUCACCUCCCAGAGGCCCUGAGUAUUGGUCAAAGCAUCUUAGAUUUAGAAUCAUGCAAUCAAAUCUGAGAUUUGAGUCCAAAAUGCCUAGAAAACCAGAGUUGUCAUAAACUACUGUUUGGGGAUACUACUCCCAGAAGCCCCAGGGUGCAUCUACACCAGGGCUGGGUAAACUUUGUCCCUCCAGGUGUUUUGAACUUCAACUCUCACAAUUCCUAACAGCUGGUAGGUUGAAUUCCAAAACACCAGGAGGGCUGCAGUUUGCCUAUACCUGAUCUACACUACAGAAUGGAUGAAGUUUGGGCCCACUGCAAUGGCCGAAUGCUAUGGAAUCCUGGGAUUUACAGUUUGCUGAUACAUCAGCAGUCUUUUGCAGAAACGACUGAAGACCUUGUGAAAGUACAACUCCUAUGAUUUCAUAACAUUCAGCCAUGGUAGCCUGGAGUGGUGCCAAAUUGCAUUAAUUCUAAUGUGUAGAUGCAACCCCAGUCAGUUUGGCCAACAGUCAGGAAUUCUUAGGUACUACCUGCCUCUGCUACUCUGGCUAACUUUAGGUUGAGCAGGUUGUAUAUUGGUCACUACCACUCCCGACUUCAGACUUCUGUUACUUGAAGCAACUGUCUACCUAACUCUAGGAAAAUAUUAUUGGUAUGGUAAAUCAACUUUUAAUUUAUUUUAUUUAUGUUCAUCUCAGUGAUUAAAGAGAUAUUAUCGUGGCUACAGCAGGUAUAAUGAUAUCUCUUUACUGAGAUACUAAGAGCAGGUGUGUUUUUCAUAAUAAGAGAUAUACCACACAAUUGCUACAGCUAACAGAUGAGAAAUGCAAAAUAGUAGAUUUUGUUUACUGCCUUAAUUCAAAUUGUAAGAGUAUUUGACUUGGUGAAAAAAUGUACUUUAACUUCACAGACAAGGAAAUAAUAGUUUCUAUAAAUAUAGCUCAAAUUGUCAGAUUUAUAUCCAACCAUGCAUUUGAAAUAGUUUGCUUGGCCUGUGCCAUAGAAUUUUGCUGCCUUGAUCACAGUCUGUGCCUGUUGCUGUUGUGUGUCUUCUCAAGACCUCUUCCACACAGCUGAAUAAAAUCCCACAAUUUCUGCUUUGAACUGGAAUACAUGGCAGUGUGGAUUCAGGGCCCUUCCACACAGCCUUAUAUCCUAGAAUAUCA
Messenger RNA from Anolis sagrei ordinatus, 1967 nucleotides. RefSeq names its product cyclin-dependent kinase 4 inhibitor B-like. The record is from RefSeq and is a predicted model, not a curated record. NCBI's taxonomy places the organism in Eukaryota, Metazoa, Chordata, Lepidosauria, Squamata, Anolidae. Gene Ontology annotation, cellular component: cytoplasm; nucleus. Gene Ontology annotation, biological process: negative regulation of cell population proliferation; regulation of G1/S transition of mitotic cell cycle; regulation of cyclin-dependent protein serine/threonine kinase activity. Gene Ontology annotation, molecular function: cyclin-dependent protein serine/threonine kinase inhibitor activity; protein kinase binding.